Messenger RNA from Schistosoma intercalatum, 375 nucleotides. NCBI's taxonomy places the organism in Eukaryota, Metazoa, Platyhelminthes, Trematoda, Strigeidida, Schistosomatidae. The record is from the annotation of a GenBank genome assembly.
AUGGAUUGGAAUCCAGCAAACGAUGCACAAGCUAUGGCUCGUAUUUGGCGUCCGGGACAAACUAGAUCGGUUAAUUUGUACCGGUUAGUAACAGCAAGUGGUAUGGAAGAACGUAUAUUUCAGCGACAAGCAGCUAAAUUAGCUUUAACCAGUCAAACAUUAGUCAAUACAUCAAUGUAUAAUACAAAUAUUUUGGAAUUUAUUGAGACAAAAAAGAAACCUGAUAAAAAUCUUGGAAUUCUUACUCGUGAUGAAUUGAAAGAAUUAUUUCUCCUUCCCAAUACAUCAUCAGGGUCAUGGACUCAUGAACUUAUUCAGUGUAAUUGUAAUCAGUCUCUUACUUGUGAGAUGUAUGAUCCUGUGCAACACAUAUGA